Messenger RNA from Ailuropoda melanoleuca (giant panda), 1766 nucleotides. RefSeq names its product TNF receptor superfamily member 14 (gene TNFRSF14). Gene Ontology annotation, cellular component: membrane; external side of plasma membrane. Lineage: Eukaryota; Metazoa; Chordata; Mammalia; Carnivora; Ursidae. Gene Ontology annotation, biological process: apoptotic process; positive regulation of cytokine production involved in immune response; signal transduction. The transcript has 8 exons. The record is from RefSeq and is a predicted model, not a curated record. Gene Ontology annotation, molecular function: protein binding; transmembrane signaling receptor activity. The coding region runs from base 469 to 1311 and encodes 280 amino acids.
ACAUUUCGGGGUGGGGGGCACCCAGCUCUAUAGGAAACUCAGGGGAGAGGCCAGGAGAGCUAGCUCGGCCAGAACUUCGGGCUCCCUGAGUGGGGCAGGAGGAACUGUGCCCACGGCUGUGCCUCUGUGGUCCUGCCUCCCGUCUUUGCAUAGCCCUCCCCUUCGUGAGCACUUCUGCCUUGCUGGCCGGCUCCUGCCUCCUGCAUGGCCAGCCCUGCACCCCUCUCCCGCCCGUCACUGUGGGGUCCUGCGGGGUCCUGGGCCCUGGCAGCUUGGCUCCCACAAUGGCAGAUAUUGGCAGACUGAACUGAGGCCAAGUUUCGAGAGAUAAGCCUCCUCAUUGGGCCACAGACAGUUUCUCUUUCCCUUUUGAUUUAGAGAAGGCAGGUUCCGGGCUGAGUGCGAGCUCGACCUGCGGGCAGGGGUCCUGGGACAGCGGCUGGGGAAUGAGGGGUCCUGAAGAGGGACAUGGAGCCUCUUCGAGGCUGGGAGCCGCCCCCCUGGAGCCUGACACCCAAGGCUGACGCCCUGCACCAGGCCCUGUACCUGCUCCUCCUGGGGUCCCUCCCCUGUGCUCUGGCCAUGGCCCCGUGCAAAGAGGAGGAGUACCCAGUAGGGUCCGAAUGCUGUCCCAAGUGCAGCCCAGGUUACAGGGUGAAGGAGGCCUGUGGGGAGCUGACGGGCACGCUGUGUGUUCCCUGUGACCCAGGGACCUACACGGCCCACCUCAACGGCCUGAGUGAGUGUCUGCAGUGCCGAGUCUGUGACCCAGCCUUGGGCCUGGUGACCAGACAGAAGUGCUCCCGGACAGAGAACACUGUGUGUGUCUGCGACCAGGGCCACUUUUGCAUCAGUGAGGAUGGGGACGACUGUGCAGAGUGCCGUCCGCACACGCUCUGCAGACCUGGCCAGAGGGUGCGGGCCAGAGGCACCGAGCGGCAGGACAGGGUGUGUGAAGACUGCCCUCCCGGGACCUUCUCACCCAGCGGGACCCUGGAGGAGUGCCAGCCCUGGACCACGUGCAGCGGCCCUUUCCAGACAGAAGCAGAGCCUGGGACCAGCAGCUCGGAUAUCACAUGUUCCUCCAGGGGCCUUUAUGUUUUUGUGGGCAGUCUCGUCCUUAUAGGGGUUCUCUGUGGCCUCACAGUCCUCGGGAUAAGGAUGAAAAACAGACGGUCGCCUGGGGGACCCACCAAGGCGAGAUCAUUUCACCAGGUCCCGCGGGCCCCACCAGACAUCACCACGGUGGCUUUGGAGGAGACAGCAUCUGUGUCCCCUGUGUCCCUCCCCUGUGUCACUGGGAGGGAAUGACCCACUCACGGAUUGAUGGCUCCAGCAAGCAGACGUCUGAGCCAUCUUGGGCUGUGCCUGCUAGAAGCUGCCAGGGCCCCAGGGGCAGAAUGUGGACCGUCCCUGGGCUUGCUUCACACUCUACCAGCACAGGAAGACCGGCCACUGCUCAGGGGGCCUUGGGAGCCCCACACGUCUCCCAUCCAUUUCAUGAAGGGCCAGAGCUCUCCCCUCACCUCUGUGCUGAGCGCAUGAGGACAUGGCUGCAGGCCGCUGUCGGCGCCAAGCCCCGCUCACCCCCAGCCCUCUGAGCCUCAGCUUGCCCAUCUGUAGGAUGGGCCUCCUGGCACCUACCUCGCAGCUGGGGCGACAUGGGACGGACCACAAAUAUGACAUGAAUAAUUUCGAAAUGGGAUUGGGUUUGCUCAACAAAUAAAAGUGUUUUUUAAAUUUGAUAUUAAAAAGUGUACUUGGCA